Molecule: messenger RNA, 618 nt
Organism: Rattus norvegicus (Norway rat)
Lineage: Eukaryota; Metazoa; Chordata; Mammalia; Rodentia; Muridae
Product: 60S ribosomal protein L36a-like
Biological process (GO): translation
Cellular component (GO): cytosolic ribosome; ribosome
Molecular function (GO): structural constituent of ribosome
Source: RefSeq, a predicted model, not a curated record
CAUCAGUUACUGUUGCCCUGACUCUGAGUACCACAUUUGAGCCCCAUAGGCUCCAGGAAGUGGGAAAGGCUAGGAGGUAGCUCUAGGUAGCCAGAUCCUAGUUUUCCUGACUUUAGCAGCAUCCUAAGCCUGGUCCCUUGUUUAUGUGACGCUGUUGAAAUGAGUGUUUGCUUGAAACAACAUUCUGCCUUUAAGACACUCCCCACGAGCGCUCCUGCAAACAUGGUAAACGUUCCUAAGACCCGCCGGACAUUCUGCAAGAAAUGUGGGAAGCACCAAGCCCACAAGGUGACGCAGUACAAGAAGGGCAAGGAUUCUUUGUAUGCCCAGGGAAAGCAGCGUUAUGACAAAAAACAGAGUGGCUACGGCGGACAGACUAAACCCAUUUUCCGCAAAAAGGCUAAAACUACAAAGAAGAUUAUGCUGAGACUGGAGUGCGUUGAACCCAACUGCAGAUCUAAGAGGAUGCUGACUAUUAAGAGAUGCAAGCAUUUUGAACUAGGGGGUGACAAGAAGAGAAAGGGCCAAGUGGUCCAGUUCUAAGCUGAUUUUGUUAUGAAGACAAUAAAAUCUUGACCUUUCAAAAAAAAAAACAAAAAAAAAAAAAAAAAAACACUC